Molecule: messenger RNA, 1692 nt
Organism: Panicum virgatum (switchgrass)
Lineage: Eukaryota; Viridiplantae; Streptophyta; Magnoliopsida; Poales; Poaceae
Product: putative zinc finger protein At1g68190
Exons: 4
Coding region: 153-671 (172 amino acids)
Molecular function (GO): zinc ion binding; protein binding
Source: RefSeq, a predicted model, not a curated record
CCGCCCUUGUCGAUUGGCCUUGGCCGCCACCAACCAGCAACCCCCUCGCUCGAUCCAUCGCCAGUGCUGCGACGACAGGCACCACCCACCCCAGCCUCGCCGCCGGCGGCGCGCCAUGUACGUAUACGUCUCCGGAGGAGGGCGCCGGCACCAUGGGCGCCGACGUCCUCUGCGCCUGCUGCUCCACGCUGCGCGCGCUCCUCCACUGCGCCCAGCACGGCGCGCGCCUCUGCCUGCCCUGCGACGUCCGCGUGCACGCCGCCGCGCAGGACCACCGCCGCGCCCCGCUCUGCGACGGCUGCCACGCCGCGCCCGCCGCCGCGCGCUGCGCCCACCACCAGGCCUUGCUCUGCGCGCCGUGCGCGCGCGCCGUCGGCUGCGACGCGGACCGCCACGCCAGGCGCGCCGCGCGCGCCUACACGGGGAUCCCGGACCCCGCGGAGCUCGCGCGCAUCCUCUACUGUGAGUGUGACACCGCCGCCCCGCCGCCUUUGUCGCCGGCGCCGGCGGAGUGGGUCCCCGACCUAAUCAACGUCGAACUGCUGCCGGACUUGCCGAGCAGCAGCAGCAGCUCUUGGCGCGAUGGCAAUAUCACCAGGCCGGACACUAGUGAUGAGGCAGCAGAUAGACCCCGUGAACUUGUCUGCUUUCCAUUUCUGUUUGAUGCAUAGUUACUACCAGGCAGUCUCAUCGAAACCGGAGGGGCCUUUGAUGCUCAGAUGAUCGGAUCGUCAUUACCAGCCUUACCGACCGGCGAUGGCGAUGAGCUCUUCAUGCAACAAGACUGGCCCAACCUCGACGACGCAGCAGGACUCGACGAUGAUGACUUCAACUUCAUUGUUCACGACUCCAACUUGACAAACUCCUUCAAUCUGAUGGGUCGCAGAGAAGGACCUAAUUUCGAGCUUAUCAUCAGCAUCAGCAUCAGUUCAGUUCAGUGGCCACUGCAAACAACAGCAGCAAUGUGGGCAGCACGUUCUACGGCACCGGCAUGCCGAUGCUGCCACGGGACGUGCUCCCGACUAGACACCUGAGCUUCGACUUCGAGGUGAAGCCGCCGGUCCCAGCGGUGGUAAGCAGCCCGUCGACGGGCGGCUACCACCAAUAUCAGGCGGAGGCGGCGGCCCUGCUAGUGGCGUCGUCGGCGCCGGAGAAACCACCAUCAGGGCAGGACAUGGAAGCAAGAACCAAGCAACUCGAGAAGAGGCAGGAGGCUAAGCAGAGGUACAAGGACAAGAAGAAGAACAGGAAGUUUGGCAAGCAGAUCAUGUACGUCUCCCGGAAGGUGCGAGCAGACACACGAAACCGAGUCAAGGGCAGAUUUGCAAAGGCGUGCAGCGGCAGUGGCCACAGCGGCGACGAUCAGUCUACACAGCAUUGCGAUGAGAAUGAGCAGCCUACAGAUUCUUGCCUAUAGGUAUAGGAUUAGAGGUUCUACUGGAUAGAUCAGUUCUUUGAUUUUCUUUUUACACAAGUGAGUAGGUAGAAUAAGUUUAGAUGAGUGUUCUUUUUCCCGCGGCACUUUGUUAGUGUUUUCCAACCUACCCUUUGGGCACUUCUAUUUGAUUUUCUAGGAUCGUUACAGCAAUGCCCGGCCCUGUGAUGUAAUAAUAAUUGUGUAAGGAACAUGCCACCAUUUGUGCCAUUUCAAGUGAUUUUGGUGAUCGAAUGACAACACAACACUUGGACUAA